AUGGCGACCAACAGGUUCCUGUGCGAGAUAUGCAACAAGGGGUUCCAGCGGGACCAGAACCUGCAGCUCCACCGGCGAGGGCACAACUUGCCCUGGAAGCUGAAGCAGCGGUCGAAGACGGAGGUGGUGAGGAAGAAGGUGUACAUCUGCCCCGAGAAGACGUGCGUCCACCACGAGCCCGCCCGGGCGCUGGGCGACCUCACGGGGAUCAAGAAGCACUUCAGCAGGAAGCACGGCGAGAAGAAGUACAAGUGCGAGAAGUGCUCCAAGAAGUACGCCGUCAUGUCCGACUGGAAAGCACACAGCAAGAUCUGCGGCACCCGCGAGUACCGCUGCGACUGCGGCACCCUCUUCUCCAGGAAGGACAGCUUCAUCACGCACAGAGCGUUCUGCGACGCCCUGGCAGAGGAAAGCGCGAGAUUCACGUCCGUAUCCGCCAACUUUCGCAACGACCUGAUGAACCCGAUACUCAGCCACCAUCAGUCCGGCGCCGGCCUGUCCCAGUUCCCGAGCAUGUUCAGGGCGCAGGAGCUUUCCACCGGCGGGGGAUCGGAUCUAUCCGGUGGCGGCGGCGGAGGGAGCAGCAGCAAUCUAGAAGGAGGAGGAGGAGGAGGAGGAGUGCAUCAUCAAAAGUCUGCCGCGAGGAAUGGCAUGCCGAUGUGGAUGGAUCAGAUGGCGAGCGGCGGAGGAGGAGGCAGCAGCAGUGGUGGUGGCAACCCGAACGCGUUCGGGUUGCCACCCGAACUGGUCCAACCGAGCAUGUUCGGUUCGAUGAUGAGCCCUCCUCCUCCACCUCCACAGUGGAGCACCGGACAGCUGUCCGGGAUGGGGCUGCCACGUGGGAUGAUGAUGAUGAAGGAGGAAGACGAAAACCACCAAAACCACAACAACAACAACAAGAGUAGUAGUAGUAGAGAUCUCCUUUCCUCGUCAGAAACGGGUGCGGGACUCUACUCCAACAGCCACCACCUUCAAUCCGCGGGACACAUGUCGGCCACCGCGCUCCUCCAGAAAGCCGCCCAGAUGGGGUCCACGAGGAGCAACCCGACCGCCGGGUUCGGCGGCGUCGGGCUGAUGACGUCGACGCCCUCGCUGUCCAGCAUGAUGCCAGCUGGGGGACGUAACGGGCAUCUGAACGAGCUGGUGAGCUCGAUGGCGUCGGCGGCGGCGGGUGACACGGAGAGGAUGCUGAUGAGCGAGAUGGCGAUGCAAGGUGGCGGCGGCGGCGGAGGAGGAGGAGGAAGAGGAGGGGAGGCGGGGGAGGGUGGGUUUACGAGGGACUUUUUGGGAGUGGGAGGUCAUCAUCAACAUCAUGAAGGUGGCGGCGGGAAUAGUAGGCCGAUGAUGCUGCAGCAGGAGCUGGCGAGGUACGCGUCUUUGGGGUCGAUGUCGAACUCGGCGGCGGCGGCGGCGGCGAUGGAGCUGAUUCACCCGAGUUACCGGUCGUCGUCGUCGUCGGCUGGACAUCACUGA
Linum tenue is the source of this 1473-nucleotide messenger RNA. NCBI's taxonomy places the organism in Eukaryota, Viridiplantae, Streptophyta, Magnoliopsida, Malpighiales, Linaceae. The record is from the annotation of a GenBank genome assembly.